Peronospora matthiolae is the source of this 1110-nucleotide messenger RNA. Lineage: Eukaryota; Oomycota; Peronosporomycetes; Peronosporales; Peronosporaceae. The record is from the annotation of a GenBank genome assembly.
AUGACCAAGGGCGGGUUCUACGCCGUAGCCAUUGGACGCUCCACCGGCGUCUUCACGACGUGGGCCAAGUGCAAGACGCAAGUGGAAGGCUUUGCAGGAUGUAGAUACAAGAAGUUCAAUACGUGUGCUGAAGCCCAAGCGUUUGUGAACGGCUACAACAAUGGCUCCCGAGAUGUGGACCCAGCAAGGCUUAAAAACGUAAACACGAUCGAAAAGGAACUUCUUUCCGAUGCAAUUGACGGCAGCAAGACCUGCGACGAAAACUCCGAGAAGAAUGUGCUAAAGAUACCGACGGGGUGUCCUAUGCAUCUGGUCUGCAGUGAUUUUGGAUCGAAACAAGCUGACAUGGGCGCUUUGACCGUACAAUCGAGCUCUUUGGCGUCAAUGAUGAAGAGUGAUAAACAAGGCUUAAGUAUCAGCGGUAGUAAGAAUGCUGGAGCUGCUGCUGGUGUUAACGUGAAACAAGACAGGAAGACGGACAUCUUCGGUACGCGGAAAGAGACCACGAAACAAUCGAAAGAUGCGUGCAGCUUUAACCCUAAGGCUCUUUGGAAGCAGCCAGAAGUGCUUGCAACGCAGUCUAUGGCAACAGUUGAGAGCCACGAAAACACUCUAGGACCGCAGAAUGUAAAGAGUCUGGUGGCGUUCUGUGACGGGAGUGCCCUGGGGAAUGGACGGCGGAAAUGUCGUGCAGGCUAUGCCUGCAUUUUCCCGCACUGCGAGGAGUGGAAUGUAGCCAAGCAGCUGGUUGAAGACCGAGCUACGAACAACCGGGCGGAGUACAUGGCCGCGCUCGAAGCCAUGAAGCGUGCAAACACGGAAAACUCUAGUGGAUCUCGAAUGCUAUAUAUCUUCUCAGACAGUAUGCUGUUGAUUCGAUCAAUGACAGAAUGGGUCGAUACGUGGCAGAAGAACGAAUGGAGAAAGUCAGACGGUAAACCUGUGCAGAACCGCGAUUUGCUGGAGCUACUGGUGGCGGAAAGAAGAAAUCGUCGCAUUUGCUGGACCCACGUGAAGGCUCAUACCGGCAAGAAGGACUGGGCGUCCGAGUGGAAUGACAUAGCUGAUAACGCGGCGCGUAAUGCUGCAGCGAAUGUUGAUGAAGCAUAA